Molecule: messenger RNA, 2683 nt
Organism: Pseudoliparis swirei
Lineage: Eukaryota; Metazoa; Chordata; Actinopteri; Perciformes; Liparidae
Gene: prkacbb
Product: protein kinase, cAMP-dependent, catalytic, beta b
Biological process (GO): peptidyl-serine phosphorylation
Cellular component (GO): nucleus; cAMP-dependent protein kinase complex
Molecular function (GO): cAMP-dependent protein kinase activity; ATP binding
Source: RefSeq, a predicted model, not a curated record
UCUAUUUCCUGACUGAGUAUUCACAUCGGGGUUUUUUGGGGGGUCGUUUCUUUCCUUUUUUUUGGAAAAUCUCUUUUUUUCUUCCAGAGGAGCUCGCGAAACAACCGUUGCAGGGAGGUUAGCUAGCCAGCGCCAUCUCUCCUCCUCUUCUCCCGCACGCCAUGGGGAACGCGGCCACCAACAAGAAGGGCAACGAGCUGGAGAGCGUCAAAGAGUUUCUAGCCAAAGCCAAAGAAGAUUUCUUACGGACAUGGGAAUGCCCACCGCAGAGCACGACGUGCCUAGACGACUUUGAGAGAUUAAAGACCCUCGGCACCGGCUCAUUUGGAAGAGUCAUGCUGGUGAAACACAAAGGAACAGAGGAAUACUUUGCCAUGAAAAUACUGGACAAGCAGAAGGUGGUGAAGCUGAAGCAAAUAGAACACACGCUAAACGAGAAGAGGAUACUACAGGCUGUGAGCUUCCCCUUUCUGGUCAGACUUGACUAUGCGUUUAAGGACAACUCCAAUUUGUACAUGGUGAUGGAAUACGUUCCAGGAGGAGAGAUGUUCUCACACCUGAGACGAAUUGGAAGGUUCAGUGAACCACACUCACGGUUUUAUGCCGCCCAGAUAGUGCUGACCUUUGAGUACCUCCAUUCGCUAGAUCUCAUAUACAGAGAUCUGAAACCCGAGAACCUGCUCAUUGAGCACCACGGCUACAUUCAGGUGACAGACUUUGGAUUCGCUAAGCGGGUAAAAGGCCGGACCUGGACGUUGUGUGGGACACCGGAGUACCUGGCGCCGGAAAUCAUUCUCAGCAAAGGCUAUAACAAAGCUGUGGACUGGUGGGCCCUCGGAGUCCUCAUCUAUGAAAUGGCUGCUGGUUACCCUCCAUUCUUUGCAGAUCAGCCCAUUCAGAUCUACGAGAAGAUCGUGUCUGGGAAGGUUCGAUUCCCGUCUCACUUCAGCUCCGACUUGAAGGACCUGUUGAGGAACCUGCUGCAGGUGGAUCUGACCAAACGCUACGGCAACCUGAAGAACGGAGUCAACGACAUCAAGGGCCACAAGUGGUUUGCCACGACCGACUGGAUCGCGAUCUACGAGAGAAAGGUGGAAGCCCCGUUCAUACCAAAGUGCAGAGGCCCGGGGGACACCAGCAACUUCGACGACUACGAGGAGGAGGAAAUCCGUGUUUCCCUAACGGAAAAAUGCGGGAGAGUUCGCAGAGUUUUAGGAAGCGAGAACAUGGAUAUAUCAGGGAAACAUGGGGGAUCUUUGCACUCUUCUAAAGACUUGGAGCAGAGACCAUCGUUUUUUCAGAUCUACUACAUAGUCCCUUCAUUCCAUAAGGCUGAAUGAGGUCGCCAUGAUCCUUGGGUGCCGAUAACCUCUCACUGUCACGUACACCUGCGUAUUAAAGCAGACACACCACUCUUUUCUUUUCCUUUUUUUACCUACCCACCGUUUUAUUUUUGUAUUACUUUGAAGCAGUUAGUCUUGGUUGUUAUCAUCCCCUUUUUAAUUAUUUUGAUAUUUUUCAAUUUAUGAGGAAAAACUGAGACGAUGGCCAAUAAGAGUCCACACAUUGUAUCCGACUUGACACACACACACACACACACACACACACUGGUGUGGGUUGUAGGCUCCUCCCUCUAGGCGCCAGCAGCGUAUAUAUAUAUAUAUAUAUAUGUAAUGAUCUGUUACAAGUCCACAUCGCAUGGGCUAUUGUUAAAAUUCUGUCCAGCUUUCAGAGGUAGCAUUCGUCCUCAUGUCCAUAUCUGUCAGUUUUUUUUUAAAGACAUUUGAAUACGUCGAAUUUUGGAAGCAAGCAUGACCAAUUAGAAAACAUCGGGUGACACCGGAAGAGAGGUCCUUUCCUUUCUUUGCUUUUUGCCUAGAGAGCCAAGCCCCCCCCCCCCAUCUCACUCACACACACACACACACACACACAAACAUAAAACAUCCAUUCACUGUCUUCUUGGUAUUCUGACCCAGGCACAGCAAGCAAUUGCAUAAAAUGACGAACCGUGUUACUUGUUGAAUGCAAAUCAAGUUUUUUGUUCGGUCCUUCUGGAUCCGUUAGUUACAUGUAAAGUUUGUCAUUCAGUAUCUAACUAUUCUUUUGUCGCUGUGUCUAACAUUAUAGUCAUAUUGUCCCUAGAUUUCAGGUCCGCUUAUAAAGACCCUUUGUUAUGAGUCUGUGGAACAAUGUGACUUCAGUAAAUGCAAAAAGAGUGAAGUGAAGUCCUUUUUUUGAAGGAUUUUUGUUGAGUGUAAUGUUAAGUUGAGAAGGUCGGCGUGAAAGCCGCGACAUUGUCAGUAAAACCUUGAAAAAAGAAGAAAAAAUAUUACAUAAUUUCCUAUGUAUUAAAAUCAAAGACGUUUAAAAAACUUAAGAAACAAGAACGCAAAUCUGCAUAUUUACCGUAUUUUCCCUGUUACCCCCCCCCCCCCGAACCGAUUUCUGUGUUUCAUUCUUAUUAAAGAAUGUAGAUUUGCAACUUAUAGGUAUGCAUAUUUGAAGGCUUGAUUUGAAGGUACAGUUUUCCUCACAAUACACUGGCUAAAAUAAAAACUGCUCCUUUGUAUCACAUGUAACCUUGUUAUUGUUAAACUCAUUACAUCAAACGUAUAUACAUUGUUUCAUAUAUGUUUUUAUUUAUACACAUUAGAGAUGCUAAUAAAUUUUAUUUUUAAAAGUG